Penicillium arizonense is the source of this 1410-nucleotide messenger RNA. RefSeq lists its product as uncharacterized. The transcript has 3 exons. Bases 1 to 1410 code for a protein of 469 amino acids. Lineage: Eukaryota; Fungi; Ascomycota; Eurotiomycetes; Eurotiales; Aspergillaceae. The record is from RefSeq and is a predicted model, not a curated record.
AUGACUACCAUGCUGCCUUGGAAUCCGUUUCUUGUUUGUGAGAUAGAGGUCAGCCCCAAUGGCGGUCCUGGCUCCUGUUGCGGCAUGACGAAAAAAGGCACGCCAUGCAAGAACUCGAUCAAAGUUGAAGACAUCAAGAUAGGCCAUCAAAGGUUGACCACUCUCGCCAGAGAGCCGUUUGACCUGUCAAAUUUGCAAUCGAAGCUCUGUGAUGUUGCCAAAGAAUUCCUCUGCGCGAGAUGGUACCGGCAACGGCAGGCCGACCAAGUUGGCCAGCAGUGGUAUGAAGCAGCCGUCCGCAACCAGGCGCGAGUACCACAUGGCUCCAGAAUGGCUUCUCCAUCAGUCAUUGUACAGCGGGGCCAGCGUCAGACAUCGUCAGCCUCCAGGCGAAGCCCUGCAUCAGACAACACUGACCGGUCACCUCACGGGCUCAGACAAGACCCACCGGUGCCCCUGUCAACCAACCCCGAGCCAGUGCAGCCAUUCAAUCCAUUUGUGACUUGUCACAAAAUCAAGAUUUUGACCGAAUACACAUUCUCCUACUCAACCUCCGAUUUAAGGGUUAAGUUACUGUACGCUCAAAGUGGUGGCCGUGAAACUAUGACUACCCCUUCUAACGGAAAGACCGAUGAUGGAAACUGUCAAACUAUUGAUAAAAUAGUAAACAACUUCGUCUCCCAACGUUAUGAGAAAAGUCUGAAUCCUUUUAGACUUGCCAGCGUCUCCGUUCCCGAAUUUGCGACCGAACUGGCGAAUCAUUUGUCCACGAUAGAUGAGGGUGGCAGUAUUUCCCUUGGCCGUGGAGAAAAUCUGGCCAGCAUUAGUCUAGGCAAGAGCCUAGAGAGUCUUUUCUCAACCUCGACACCGCGCGUGAGGGAAGGGCCGCCGUUGACUUGGACGAGGCUUGUGCUUUUCGCAGGUCCCAAUUUUGAGGGCACGACGCAGCUUAAGGUUGAAAAUUCUAGCGUCGACCUGUCCGAAGACGACUUUAACCUCUUACGCUCUGUCUUGGCGCAAAUCUCGCUUGUUGAGCAACGUCUCCGGACUCAUCACAGUUUAGUGUCUCAAAUUUCUCAAAGCAGGGACCACGCCACACACCAAGGGAAAGAUUUUGCGUGUGGCGGUGCUCAGGCCUUUGUUCCAACUCAACGAGCUUUUGGCCCAGAGCCCGUGGCAGAUAAUGAAAGCCCACGUUACCAAGAUUCACCAAUCAUCCCUGCACCUAUCCAUCAUGCUAGCAAUGCCGGAUCGGCUCAGCCAGUUAACGAAGAUCCCAUUGACCACACUGUGUCAGAAGAUGCCAUUGUGGGGAAUUCUACUCAACGCGAUAAUUUAUGGCCUGUAAACGACGCAAGGCCAGAAGUCAGGUUACACACAGCCGAUUUCAUUCAAAGUUUAAGCGAGUAA